This is a messenger RNA of Leptonychotes weddellii (Weddell seal), 1268 nucleotides long. Lineage: Eukaryota; Metazoa; Chordata; Mammalia; Carnivora; Phocidae. The record is from RefSeq and is a predicted model, not a curated record.
AACGACCCGGGACCCGGGAGAGAGGAAAGACGUUUCCCGCCGGCGGGAGCUGCGGUUGUAGUGGCGGGGCUCAUAGCUCCGCAGCACCAUGGCGGACCAGCUUUAUCUGGAAAAUAUAGACGAGUUCGUCACGGACCAGAACAAGAUCGUGACAUACAAAUGGCUGAGCUAUACACUAGGAGUUCAUGUUAACCAGGCCAAACAGAUGCUGUACGAUUAUGUUGAAAGAAAGCGAAAGGAGAAUUCGGGAGCCCAACUGCAUGUCACCUAUUUAGUGUCUGGCAGUCUCAUUCAGAAUGGACAUUCCUGCCACAAGGUUGCAGUAGUGAGAGAAGAUAAAUUGGAAGCAGUGAAGUCCAAGCUAGCGGUGACUGCCAGCAUCCACGUGUACAGCAUCCAGAAAGCUAUGCUAAAGGACAGUGGGCCUCUGUUCAAUACGGACUAUGACAUCCUUAAAAGCAACUUGCAGAACUGCAGCAAGUUUAGUGCCAUACAGUGUGCAGCUGCGGUCCCCAGAGCUGCUGCUGAAUCCUCGUCUUCUGAAAAGUUUGAGCAGUCAGAUCUUCAAGUAUCAAGUGAGACACCAGCCAAUAAUGAGUUGACAACCAAUGGUCAUAGUCUACCUACCUCCAAACAGAUUUUCCAGCAGCCCAAAGGGAUAAUGGGAAUGUUUGCCUCUAAAGCUGCUUCUAAAACCCAAGAUGUCAACAAGGAAACCAAAACAGAGACUAAAGAGGUAUCCACAGGCAACAAGGCACCAGGGAAAGGGAAUGUGAUGAGCAAUUUUUUUGGAAAAGCUGCUAUGAAUAAACUUAAAGUCAAUUUGGAUUCAGAACAAGCAGUGAAAGAAGAAAAAAUAGUGGAGCAACCUCCAGUGUCUGUCACUGAACCAAACCUGGCAGCCCCUACAGGCCUGAAGAAAUCCAGCAAAAAAGCAGAGCCUGUUAAGAUGCAGCAGAAGGAAAAAAAAAGGGGGAAGCGAGUGGAGUUAUCUGAUGAUGAGACAAAAGAAACUGAAAAUAUGAAGAAAAAGAGGAGACGAAUCAAACUUCCUGAGUCUGAUAGCAGUGAAGAUGAAGUCAUACCAGAUUCUCCUGGGGAUUAUGAAGCUGAGUCACCAUCCCCACCUCCUCCUCCUUCUCCACCUCCGGAACCACUGCCGAAUAAUGAACCGGAGCCUCCUUCUGUCAAGAGCUCAAGUGGAGAAAAAAGAAAACGAAAGCGGGUGCUGAAAUCGAAAACUUUUGUGGAUGAGGAAGGCUGCAUAG